Molecule: messenger RNA, 1525 nt
Organism: Cladocopium goreaui
Lineage: Eukaryota; Dinophyceae; Suessiales; Symbiodiniaceae
Source: the annotation of a GenBank genome assembly
GUCCAAAGCUGCCACGAUGGGGCGCUACAGAUGGAGGACCUGAGGCAUGCCAAGUGAGAAGGUGUCCCCGGAAGAAGUGCUGCGAUCAGCGCAGUUUGAUUUGCUGCGGCAGCUGCAAAAAGCAGUUCGAACGGUGAUUUUGACAGCCACAGUCAGCAACAGUUGUGUGAACUGCUCUCACAGUCUUUGCGGACAGCUAUUUCGACUUAUCCGAAGUUGCCUUCUCGCUGGAUGCCGACGAUUUCACGGCGCGAAGUUGACAGAAGAUUUUCUCUUCCUGCUCGUGGUGCCAGAAUUUGUAGGCGCUUUUAAGUACGACUUGGAAUUUAUUGCUCACCUUUGCGUGAGCCACAAUGUCGGAAGCUUUGUUAGGCAACUCUUCGAAGAUUCGAGGGCCAAUCACUUCUACUGCGACUGUGCCAUAAUGCGAGACGAGGAGCUUCACUUGGCAUUUGUCUCUUCCCUCAUGGCGCUGGAGCCUGUGAAUUUCCAUCCAGACUCCCCUGACUUGGCGCAACAGUGUUUGUCUGCCUCGUUGGACAAUCUCCGACUCGUCCCAGCCCAGUGGAUCUUCAAGGGUAGCGGAAAGCUGGAAGACCACGUUCCAGCUUCACGACCAGACAAGGCAGUGCCAAAAUCCGAUAUCGGAGCUUUGAGAAGCAAAGGAUCCAAAGCAUCCAUGGAGAGUGGUCGCUCCUUGCUUGGCUUCAUCAGAGGCGGAGCUCUUCCUCAGAAGCCCUUGGCCGAAAAUCCGAGUUCCAACGUCUCAGAACUUCCGAAAGAGAAACUCCAGGAGGAGCCACAGAUGGAGCUCCAAAGUCUCCAAAGCAAAGGAGAACCUACUGUGGAACCUGCAGGCGAGACUUCAACAGCAGAAGGGGGAAUUCAGGGCAAGGAGCUGCCUGAAGAGAUUCUGGGUGAGAGAAUGGAACCUGUGGAGCUUGCGGAGCCUGCGGAGCCUGUGGAGCCUGUGGAGCCGGUGGAGACAGAUGUGUCUGAAAAACUUGAGGAGGUGGCCCUUGCGCUAAACGAGACUGAAGAGCUGGUGCGUCAGCUAGAGGCAGAUCAAAGCCGCUGGUCUGAAGGAGAGCCUCUCCCUGCUCAGGUUGAAUUGGAGCAGCAGGAGGCGUUGCUCUCAGACGCUUUGCUUCAGUGCCUCACUAUGGAGCUAGAGGACCACACAGACAGCCCCAGCUGCAUGCAGAGCGCUUCAGACGACCAAAAGCCCCCAGGAGGAGAUUUGCCCGGAAGUGAGCCUGAGACCAAGGAAAGACCCAAAGAUGGUGGGUCUGCAGCAGAUCUUGGGAUGGACAUAGCAGAUGCCUUUGGUAUGGGACUUGGUUACGGGCCGCCGGUGCCACAGGUGGAUAUCAGUGUCCGCGACAUUGUAGCGGCUGGACAGCGGGCGAGGCAUAGCAUGACUGUCAUCCCGAGCUUGCCACCGCUUGAAUUGUCCCUGCCGCCGUUGAAGGCAUAUGCGUUUACGCAAACCUGCCGGGAUCCCAUCGCUGUGAGGGGGCUCUAA